ACUUAGGCUUGGAGCGUCGCCGCCGGGCUCUCCGCAGACUGAGUCCGGGUCCCCGCGGCCGCUGUCUGCAGUCUUCUUUUCCCGCCAGCUCUGCUCCGGUCUGAGCCCGACGUCCUCCGUGCGUGUCUGGAUAGCACGGAGCCUGUGGUCAUGAAGCCAGCGAAAGCUAAGAUGCCGAGGAAACCUGUAAUAAAAAAAGGAUCUCAGUCAAACCUUAAAGAUCCAGUUGGGGUGUACUGUAGGGUGCGCCCACUGAGUUUCCCUGACCAAGAGUGCUGUGUAGAAGUGGUCAAUAGUACAACUGUGCAGCUCCAUACUCCGGAGGGUUACCGGCUCAACAGAAAUGGAGACUAUAAGGAGACGCAGUAUUCAUUUAAGCGGGUAUUUGGCAUUCAUACAACUCAGAAGGAACUCUUUGAUGUUGUGGCUAGUCCAUUGGUAGAUGACCUCAUUCACGGCAAAAAUGGUCUUUUGUUUACAUACGGUGUGACAGGAAGUGGAAAAACGCACACAAUGACAGGGUCUCCAGGGUAUGGAGGACUGCUUCCUCGUUGUUUGAAUAUGAUCUUUAACAGCAUAGGGUCAUUUCAAGCAAAACGUUACGUUUUUAAGUCUAACGAUAGGAACAGCAUGGAAAUACAGUGUGAGGUUGAUGCGUUAUUGGAGCGCCAGAAAAGAGAAGCUAUGCCCGUUCCAAAGACCCCCUCUAACAAGCGGCAAGCAGAUCCAGAAUUUGCAGAUAUGAUAAAUGUACAAGAAUUCUGCAAAGCAGAAGAAAUUGACGAAGACAGUGUCUAUGGUGUUUUUGUCUCUUACAUUGAAAUCUAUAACAAUUACAUAUAUGAUCUAUUGGAAGAGGUUCAGCUUGAUCCCAUAAAGCCCAAACUCCCACAGUCUAAAAUACUCCGAGAAGAUAAGAACCACAAUAUGUAUGUUGCAGGAUGCACAGAAGUGGAAGUGAAAUCUACGGAAGAAGCUUUUGAGGUUUUUUGGAGAGGUCAGAAAAAAAGACGUAUUGCAAACACCCAUUUGAAUAGAGAAUCCAGCCGGUCACAUAGUGUGUUCAGCAUUAAGCUCGUCCAGGCUCCCCUUGAUGCUGAUGGAGAUAAUGUCUUACAGGAAAAAGAACAAAUUACCAUAAGCCAGUUGUCUCUGGUAGAUCUUGCUGGAAGUGAAAGAACCAACCGCACUAAAGCAGAAGGGAACAGAUUACGUGAAGCUGGUAACAUUAAUCAGUCACUAAUGACACUAAGAACAUGCAUGGAAGUCCUGAGAGAGAACCAGACAUAUGGAACUAAUAAGAUGGUUCCAUAUCGAGAUUCAAAACUAACUCAUCUGUUCAAGAACUACUUUGAUGGGGAAGGGAAGGUGCGGAUGAUUGUAUGUGUAAAUCCAAAGGCUGAAGACUAUGAAGAAAGCUUGCAAGUCUUGAGAUUUGCUGAAGUAACUCAAGAAGUUGAAGUAGCAAGACCAGUAGAUAAGGCGAUAUGUGGCUUGACACCAGGGAGACGAUACAGAAACCUACCUCGGGGUGGCCCAGUUGGAGAUGAACCUUUGGUGACUGAAGUGAUUCUGCAGAGUUUCCCACCACUGCCUCCGUCCAAGCUUUUGGAUAUCAAUGAUGAGGAGACCCUUCCAAAGCUGAUCGAAGCUUUGGAGAAACGACAUCACCUACGUCAACUAAUGACAGAGGAGCUUAACAAACAAUGUAUGAACUUCAAAGCCUUAUUAAAAGAAUUUGACAGUUCUCUUCUAAAUAAAGAAAACUACAUCCAGGAAAAACUAAAUGAAAAAGAAAAAUUGAUUUCAGGGCAGAAAUCGGAAAUAGAACGACUGGAGAAGAAAAACAAAACUUUGGAGUACAAGAUUGAGGUUUUGGAGAAAACAACCACUAUCUAUGAAGAAGAUAAGCGCAAUCUGCAGCAGGAGCUCGAGAGCCAGAAUCAGAAGCUUCAGCGGCAGUUUUCUGACAAGCGCAGAUUAGAAGCCAGGUUGCAAGGCAUGGUGACAGAAACAUCGAUGAAAUGGCAGAAGGAAUGUGAGCGUCGGGUGGCAGCCACCCAGCUGGAGAUGCAGAAUAAACUCUGGGUCAAAGAUGAAAAGCUCAAACAGCUAAAGGCUAUUGUGACUGAACCUAAACCCGAGAAGCCAGAGAGACCUUCCCGGGAGCGGGACCGGGAAAGGAUCCUUCCUAGAUCCGUCUCUCCUUCGCCUGUGCCUCUUUCUAGUAACAAUAUUGCUCAGAUUUCCACCGGCCAGCAACUCAUGAGCCAGCCACAGCUACACAGGCGCUCUAACUCUUGCAGCAGCAUUUCUGUAGCUUCCUGUAUUUCGGAAUGGGAGCAGAAACUAUCUCCGUUCAGCACACCUGUCAAUGUCACCUCUCUUGCAAGGCAUAGGCAGCAGGAGCCAGGACAAAGUAAAACGUGUAUCGUGUCAGACAGAAGGCGAGGGAUGUACUGGACGGAAGGCAGGGAGAUGGUCCCUACAUUCAACAGUGAGAUAGGCGUAGAAGAGGACCGUUGCCGCAGGAACACACCAAUUCCUGUACGACACAGAAGGUCCCGCUCUGCAGGGAGCAGAUGGGUAGAUCAUAAGCCUGCCUCUAAUGUGCAAACUGAGACAGUCAUGCAGCCACAUGUCCCUAACGCCAUCACAGUGUCUGUUGCAAAUGAAAAGGCACUAGCUAAGUGUGAGAAGUACAUGCUGACCCACCAGGAACUAGCCUCCGAUGGGGAGAUUCAGACUAAAGUAAUUAAGGGUGAUGUUUAUAAAACCAGAGGUGGAGGGCAAUCUGUUCAGUUUACUGAUAUUGAGACUUUAAAGCAAGAGUCGCCUACUGGUAGUCGAAAGCGAAGAUCGUCUACAAUAGCACCUGCCCAACCAGAUGGUACAGAGUCUGAAUGGACCGAUGUAGAAACAAGGUGUUCCGUUGCUGUUGAGAUGAGAGCAGGAUCUCAGCUGGGACCCGGAUAUCAGCACCAUGCACAACCCAAGCGCAAGAAGCCUUGACCUGACAGCUCUGGUAGCAGAAGAAUACUUUUGUUUGUGUUGGUGAUUUCUCCAAAGCUAUGCCAUGUGCGGUGUUGCAGUCAUCCUGCAGAAGAAUGUAUCUAGAUCAUAUUGUAUUUUUUGUGACUUUUUCAACUGUUCUGAAUAUUUUCUAAGAUUUUAUAAAAAAAAAACAAAAAUGCUGCUAUUGAU
Messenger RNA from Microtus oregoni (creeping vole), 3204 nucleotides. It is a transcript of the gene Kif23, whose product is annotated as kinesin family member 23. Bases 151 to 3012 code for a protein of 953 amino acids. Gene Ontology annotation, molecular function: microtubule binding; ATP binding; microtubule motor activity. Lineage: Eukaryota; Metazoa; Chordata; Mammalia; Rodentia; Cricetidae. The transcript is spliced from 23 exons. Gene Ontology annotation, biological process: microtubule-based movement. Gene Ontology annotation, cellular component: microtubule; kinesin complex; nucleus. The record is from RefSeq and is a predicted model, not a curated record.